This is a messenger RNA of Plasmodium malariae, 4002 nucleotides long. RefSeq names its product FeS cluster assembly protein SufD, putative (gene SufD). The record is from RefSeq and is a predicted model, not a curated record. The transcript has a single exon. Lineage: Eukaryota; Apicomplexa; Aconoidasida; Haemosporida; Plasmodiidae. The coding region runs from base 1 to 4002 and encodes 1333 amino acids. Gene Ontology annotation, biological process: iron-sulfur cluster assembly.
AUGCCUAAACGUUUUAUACGGAAUUAUGUUUUUGUUUUCCUUUUAUUAACUAAUAAUUUUACGAACAUUUUUUAUUUUGUGGAGAACAAGAAUUUUAAUGAUGUUUACACAAUUAAUGCAAAGUUUCUAAAAGACAUAAAAUUAAAGGAGGCCAAUAAAUUAAAACCCCAAUAUAAGAAUUAUAUUUUAAAAAAUAUAAAAAAAAAUAAAAAUAAUAUACGUAAUCGCGGAGGACAGAAAUAUAAUAGAAAUGAUAUAAAAAAAAAGGUUUACUCUAUUUAUUUCAACAAACAUUUUGAAAAUAUAUUUCACACGUAUACGAAAAUAUUUUGCGACAAAAAUAUAACUUAUUAUGGAAAGUCUGGUGGUUAUAAAAAAGUUGAAGGAUCUUUGGGCAGCACCCUUAGUUCUUAUGAAGAACAUACACAUAUAAAAGAACACCAUACGGAAAACAUAAAAAAUGUAAGAACUGUGCACAAUGUAGGAAAUACGCCAUUAAUAGCUAAUGAAAGAGCAUAUUUGAAAAAAGGAAAGAUGUAUUUCCCGGAGAUUUCCCGUAACUUUUUUAUUAAUUUAUCCAUCAGUAGCAGGAAAAGAAGAAAAAACAGAAGCUUCCAAAAUUAUCUAAGGAAGUACGAAGAAUUAUAUAAAAAAUUUACACCUGAAACAGAUGAAGAGCAAGAUAUUGAUGAUCAUGUUUCAAAAAACAGUCAUAAUAUGUCAAACAUUAUUAUUAAUGAGUGGUGUUUACGUAACAAUGAGAACAAAUAUAAUAUGACUUUAAUAUAUGACAGUUUAUCAAACUUACAUAAUAAUGAAUACCGGGAUGUAGAGAGUGUAAAUAAUUUUAUAAAAAAUAAUGAAAUAAUUGAAAAACAAGAAUGGGAAGAAAAGAAUAAUCCAUAUUUAACCUAUAAAUAUAUAUAUAAAUACAAAAACCCUAUUGACCAAAAAUAUAAUUUUUACAAAUAUGAAUAUUAUAUUCCAAAAUUGAUAACGUAUGAUGAAGAUAUUUCCACUGAGCCUAAAUUUGUACCUUCUAAUUUUAACUCUCCCAAGUGUUAUAAUAAUUCACCCAUAAAUUCUUUAACAACAAGCGGAUUUACUAGUAGAAAUAUUGACACGUUUGGUAAAGAAAGAAACAAAAUAUAUUCGUUUGAUACACCAAAUGAUGUUAAAAGGAAUAUAUACUUUAACAAUUUAUUGUUAAUUUCUUCAUCGUAUAAUCAACAUUUUUUUUCAAAUUUAACCUUUCUGUUAAAUUUACACACGUUACAAAUUUUAAUACGAGAUAAAACUGCCAUAGAAACAGACUACAUAAUUGAUAAAUUUGAUCAGUUAAAAGAAAAACUGAUAGAAAUAAAUGUAACCAAUUCUAAGAAAGGUGAAAAUUCUUUAAGUGUUAACCCAAGUAGUUCCGAAAAAAAACAAGCCCCUGUUAUCUCAUCAACCAAUACUAAUGUGCACUUGAACUUGAAAACUAUAAAUGAUGAGCUAAAUAGUACAGAAGAUGCAGAAAAAGGAGUCGAAAUCAACAAGAAUGUAUCAAAAAAAGACGAGAACGUCAAAAUAGAUAAGAUAGACACCAGCAAAAAUGAAGAUAUGCCCAGUGCUAACUACCAAAUGGACGAGGAAAUAUCUCGCCAUUUAACACACAAGAAAAGUUUAUUUGAUGAUCAAAUUCAAGUGUUUAAAACAAAAUAUAGUGAAAACGUUUUAGAAGAUAAAGAAUUUAUUAAAUUAUGGAAAUAUAAUAUGAACAGUGAAAUAAUAGAAAAUAUGAACAAAGUACCAUUACCAAAUAUAUACCUAAAUAUUGAUGACCCAAAAUAUUGCUUAUGGAAAAUUUUACAAAAUUCAGGAAAAAGUGCAUUCAAAGAAAUUCCUACACCAAAUCGAAAAUUAGAAGCAUGGAGACAACAAUUAAACCUAAAAGAUUUCUAUAAACAAAACUUUGAUACUAGUAUUAGCUUAAGGAAUAUAUCAAAAGAAGAACUAAUUAAUUUUAAGAUGAAAAUACUCAAUACUUCUCAUCAGGAAGAUAAAAAUGUGAAAGGAUUUAAAAAUGAAAAUGAGCAAGGAUCAUAUGAUAAAAAUAGUUUAAAUACACCAAAACAGGAAAAGAAAAAGCAUCAUGAUGGUAAUUAUGAGGAUGCCUCGGAAAUUACUACAUUACAUCAACGUGAUGAAAAAUAUAAAAACCGUAAUAAUGCAGAAACACCCGAUGGAGAUGUUAUAAAGGAAAAUCAUUAUAGAGAUGAUGGAAAAGUAUUGGGAGGUAAUGAAAAAUCUUUAAAGGAACAGCCAUAUUUAACUACAAAUAUGAACAAAGAGAUUAUCAAUUCAAGUUAUAAUAAAGAUACAGAAAUUAGUAAGUGCAAACGCAAAUAUAAAGAUGCAUUUUAUACAUUAGUCGUAAGGGAUGGAAUUGUUGACGAAUAUUUAUCAGAUGAUAUAAGUAUUUUAAAGAAUUUAAAUAAUGAAUUGAAGAAAUCAGCAGAGAAAAAUUCAGAAAACGAAAACGAAUUACAUGAAACUAGCAAAAAUGAUAACAUAGAAGAAAAAACAAAAAAAAGCAAAAUAUUUGUAGGUAGCUUUUUUAACAUAAAAGAUGUCGAAGUAGAAUACUUGAUCAAUAAAGAAUUAUAUUUUAUACCUGAACAUUCUAAUUGGUAUAAAAAAAAUACACAACCUUUUGUUAGGGGUCAAAUAGGAAAACAAUCAAGAAAAUUUGACAAUGAUUACCCAAUUUAUGAUUAUAGAAAAAGUGACUUUGGUAUGGCCAAAUUUUCCUCUUUAAAUUUAGCCUCAAUUAAGGAUUGUGCAGUUGUUUAUCUAGAUAAAGAUAUUGAUUUAAGUGAUAAAUUUUUUCAUAUCAUAUUUAUAUCAACAUCUAAAAAUGAAGAUGAUCAUGUUAAUAAUAAAGAGUCCGAAUACACUGUCUAUGAAAAUGCACCUCUAUGUGUAGAUGCGCAAGAUACAAAUAAAACUUCUGAAGGUCUAACUAAAGGGGAAAAAGAAGAUAAUGACAGUAAUAGCAGCAAAAGUGAAAAUGUUCAAUAUGAUGAUACCCAUACACGUAUUAAUUUAAGCGGGAAUGAAAAAGAAAUUUCGGGAAAAGAAAAAAGAAAAUAUGCAGAAAAAGAACUGACCAAUUAUAUGUAUAGUCCAAUAACUAACCCAAGACUAGUAGUAUACAUUAAAGCAAAUAGUAAAAUUAAUAUUUAUGAAUCUCAUAUAUCUUUAAACAAUAAUAACAGUGGUCUUGUUAAUGCCUUCUCUAGAAUUUGCAUGGAAGCAAAAUCAAAUGUGAAGCAUACAAUGUCUCAAGAAUUGGGUAAGUACGUUUGGCACUUUCACAAUGUUUCAGUAAAAAAUGGACUUGAAGCAAAUUAUAAAUUUGUUGAUAUCCUUUUAGGUAGUAAGUCAUCACGUGUUAAUUUGCAAAUAGAAGGUGAAAAAGGAUGUAAACAAGAAAGCUAUGGUUUAUCAUUGUUAGAAGACAAACAAAACAUUAGUCAAUAUGAAAUGUUUCAUCAUGAACAUCCAUAUAUGGAGACCAACCAGUUAUUUAAGUUUUUAGUCUCUGAAAAAGCACAUGCUGUAUGGAGAAGUAGAGGUAGAAUUGAAAGAGAUGCAAUUAAGGCCAAGUUAAAUACUUUAUGUAGAUCUGUGUUAUUAAAUUUUGGAGCUAGUGCUGUAGCUAUUCCUACUUUAGAAAUUAUUCCAAGUGAUAUAGAAUAUGCAAAUCACGGGGCAACCAUAAGUGAUUUAGAAGAAGAACCAAUAUUUUCUUUAAUGACAAGAGGAAUAAACGAAAAAAUUGCAAGAGAAAUUAUUAUGAAAUCCUUUGUUAAUGAAAUUCUUGAACAUAUAUCUGAUGAGAAUCUUAAAGAAAGAGUUAUCCAAAAGGUUAUGAAAUUUUCCACAAAGUACAAAAAAGUACCUCUUCCAGACUUUAUUAUGAAAAAAAAAAGAUCAUUAUGCACACCUUCUAAAUAA